ACAAAUGACAAAAGACAACAAAACAAUUGAAAAUGAACUUGUGUCAAAGUUAGACACAGUCAACAUUGCAAACCAUCUAAACAUAAUGAACAAUUGCGAAGCCAAUGAUGCUAAGGGCGCCGUGGAAAUGGCAGCCUGUAUUAGCAACAGUCCUGCUGUGCCAGCUUCGCCCUCCCCCUUCUAUGGAAAGGCACAGGAGUACUGGUCACAAGUGCCGGCAACUGUGAACGGAAUGUUGGGUGGGCUGGGAUUCAUCAGCGCCGUUGAUAUACAGGGAUCGAACAUAUUUUUACGUGAGCUGAAAUUGGCAGGAAACAAACUUGCUUUGGACUGCGGCGCUGGAAUUGGUCGCGUGUCACGAAAUUUGUUGAUUCCACGCUUCGAUAAGGUAGACCUUGUGGAACAAGAUACUGCCUUUGCGGCAAAAGCACGCGAGUACUGCACAAUAGGAUGCGUUCAUCCGAAUCGUUUGGGAGAAAUAUACAAUGUCGGUUUGCAAGAAUUUCAACCACCGUCAGACAAAAAGUACGAUCUUAUCUGGAGCCAAUGGGUACUAGGGCAUCUGACGGAUGAGGAUCUUCUGGCCUUCUUUCAGCGUAUGCGUAUGUCACUAGCCUCAAAUGCUUAUUUAGUCAUGAAGGAGAAUGUCACAUCCACGAAAAAUGUUAUGAAGGAUGAGGAAGACUCCUCAGUUACGCGCCCGCUCCAGUUAUAUGAGCGCUUGCUUACACAAGCUGGCUUCAGGAUUGUUCGCAAGGUCAAGCAACAAAACUUUCCAAAAGAGUUGUUCCCAGUAUACAUGAUAGCUUGCAAACCCAUAGCACCCAAGUAGCACAAACAACUGUAUACAUACAUACAAGCAAAAAUUCAAAUUAGUACAAAAUUAAAAGUGUUGUACAUUUGAA
Molecule: messenger RNA, 905 nt
Organism: Scaptodrosophila lebanonensis
Lineage: Eukaryota; Metazoa; Arthropoda; Insecta; Diptera; Drosophilidae
Product: alpha N-terminal protein methyltransferase 1
Exons: 1
Coding region: 5-832 (275 amino acids)
Biological process (GO): N-terminal protein amino acid methylation
Cellular component (GO): cytoplasm
Molecular function (GO): N-terminal protein N-methyltransferase activity
Source: RefSeq, a predicted model, not a curated record